Messenger RNA from Sardina pilchardus (European sardine), 1766 nucleotides. RefSeq names its product tumor necrosis factor receptor superfamily member 10C. Lineage: Eukaryota; Metazoa; Chordata; Actinopteri; Clupeiformes; Clupeidae. The record is from RefSeq and is a predicted model, not a curated record. Gene Ontology annotation, biological process: regulation of cell population proliferation. The transcript is spliced from 8 exons. Gene Ontology annotation, molecular function: protein binding; signaling receptor activity. The coding region runs from base 60 to 926 and encodes 288 amino acids.
GAAGAGUUACAAGUUUGAAGGGUCUCUGUUUUACUGGAGGACUUACAGUUUGCCCUGUAAUGAUGCGGUGUCGGGGUCUCUACUUGCUCUACACGCUCUCCUGGGUAUUAAUAAUGAACACACUGUGCGUGACUUCUGGAUGUGGCGCCGGUGAAAAAAUAGAAAAUGAUCGUUGUGUGCCCUGUGAAAAGGAGAAAUACAGAAAUGCUGACUUUGGAUAUGAUCACUGUAGACCUUGUCGUCAAUGUAGACAAGGUUCAAAAGUGAAGUCUCCUUGCACAGCAGGGAGUAAUACUGAAUGUGAUUGCAUCGAAGGAUUCACUCCUCGUUAUUCAAGUAAAAAUGAAUGCUAUUGUGGCAAAGGAUCUGGAAUUGAUUCUACAGGGAGAUGCUUGACAUGUGAGGAUGGGUUCUUCAGCGAUAAAGCUGAUGGAUCGUGUCAAAAAUGGACAGAUUGUGGGUCGCUAGGUGUUAAGGUCAAAGGCAGUGCUUCUUCUGAUGUUACUUGCCACACUGCUACUGAAGGGACAGACACUGUGGUUCCUUCCUCAUCCCCAAGACUCACAACAAAGGCAUUUAUUCCUGCCACCAUCAAGGCAACAGCUACCUCAUUGAAUCAAUACAGCAAUCACACUCAGAAUGUCAAAUCCUUGGUCUCACAGUCAACGACUACCUCAGUGCCAUCAGCAUCUGCUGAACAAUAUUACAAUGGGAUGCUUGCACUUCUCUUCAUUGCGUUUAUCCUCCUGAUCGUCUGUUUUGCCCUGAUUUUCAAGUUGGCUGCAGGCCUGUGUUUGAAGCAAUUGAAGAAACCGAUUGCCCGAGCAGACACUGUGUGCAGAAGACCUGUGGAGGAGAGUGGGGACAAGAGCUGCUCCUCUCUGGUCAGCUCCACUGAAUCAUCACACAUGCUGGAGGAUGUGUAGCCAUCAUGCAGCUCAUUGCCACCCCACCACUCCCCUGAUUUGGGUCAUGAUUGUCUGCUGCUUUGUCUGAUGGGGAUAAUGUUAUGAAUGAAGUUGGUGAGUGCUGAGACCACAACAAUUGACAUGUGUUACUCUGGGGCCCCCUAUGACACAAGUGAAAGCAAACCAAACAAACUACUGUAAUACUACAGAGGGGUGUGACCUGUUCUUUUUUUGUGUCAAGGACCAUAUGUACCAUAAUGUAGAUUACAUGGAAAAUACUGGAGAUCAUUUGUGAUCUAACAAGUGUAGAUCUAUAGAUCUGUCAACUAGUUAAAUGCAAUGACUAUACUAACUCUUUGUCAUUUGUUUUUUACUCUUUUUUCUUUUUUCUUUUCUUUAAAAAUACCAUGUGGGCCUUUGACAUGUCUGAGAUUUUUUACAGGUUCUUUGUUUGAUCUAUAUGUGCUCAUAUGCCCUAUAGUAUUGUUUAAGUGAUGGAUCUUUUGUAAAGAUGUGUAAUUUUUUGUCAGUAUUUGUGAUUUCAUGUUCAUGAUUAAGUCAGUCCAUUUGUAUGCAUUUUGAUUGUAAUCUUUGUCAAUCCCAAUUGUGAAAGUGAAUUUUAGUAAAUACCAAGGGAAAAGCUGUUAACUGACUCCACACGAUUUUCAAUGCAUGACAGAGGAAGUCCACAGUGCACAGUUGAACUCCACAUGAGGUUAGGCCAUUGGGUACAACCUGUUCCCCUAAACGCAGAACACUGCCUUCGCAGGGCCCCACUCGGUGUAACUUUGCAGAGAGAGCGAGAGCGAGAGCGAGCGUGAGCAGAGAGGUUUGUCAGCUCUCGGUUUAAUAAUAGGG